Cladophialophora psammophila CBS 110553 is the source of this 2886-nucleotide messenger RNA. Its product is annotated as protein arginine N-methyltransferase 5. The transcript has 4 exons. Lineage: Eukaryota; Fungi; Ascomycota; Eurotiomycetes; Chaetothyriales; Herpotrichiellaceae. The coding region runs from base 1 to 2886 and encodes 961 amino acids. Gene Ontology annotation, biological process: peptidyl-arginine N-methylation; regulation of DNA-templated transcription. Gene Ontology annotation, cellular component: cytosol; nucleus. The record is from RefSeq and is a predicted model, not a curated record.
AUGGAAGAAGCUCCCAGGUUCAUCAUUGGGCACCAUGACCCCAAGAGACCUAUACCAGUCUCGAUGGAGACCGUACAAGAUGCUCAUGCCGCAAAUUAUGACAUAGUGACGAGCCCCAUCACGACGCCCCAUUUCCAUUCCCGGGUGUUAACUCUCCUCUCUUCAUCCCUUCCCUUCCAUUCAGAAGAAGACAUCACCAAAACCAAGAGUGGUUCACCUGUCAUUAUUCCACCACUGACUCCGGCGGAUACUCCAUUGACGCCCGAUGAGUCUAUUAGCCAGACCAUAGGUAUUACAAGUUCCUGGAUUGACCUUGGUUCUCCAGAUCCGAUCAUCGCGGAUGUCUCUCGACAGGUCCUGCAACUGGAAUUGGCCUAUGCUGCCUUCUGCGGGCUCACGUAUGUCCUGAUUCCAGGCCCUCGUCUUCGUGGUCAAGGCGUGUCUGACAGCGGGGUGGCUCAAUGUGCGAGAGUGAUCUUGGAUGCCCUUGGCCAAGCUCCCUACAUGCAACUAUACAUAUGGUUUCCCAUGAUUGACCAUUCCAAGGAACAAGUCGACCAGCUGGGCAAUCUAGCCCUGUUUGUGCGUCCGCAAUUUUUAGAGCAGGACGAGGCUGAAAUCGAAAGGUUGGAUCUUUUUGGAACCUGGGAGGCAUGGAACCUGAUCAGAUCGAUAUGUAAAUAUCCUUCUAGGUUGUGUGUAGCCUUGGCUAUACCAAAGCUGCUCCCUCCAGUCCCCAUCCAGUCAAGAUGGUAUUCCGAACCCAUCCGGCUGCUCACCCUCGACAAGCAAAUGUUUGCUAAGAAUGCCAAAGGCUAUCCCGUGCUGACUCGCGCUCAUCAAUCCUUCAUUCUGAGAUUUUCCCGGCUCCGUACAGCACCAUGGUUCCUUCUAUGUGACGUGGGGACUAUUCCUAACAGCACCACGAAUAGCAGCAUGGCCAACCCAGCCGCGGCUGAGACCAACGCAUUCCCUACGCUCGCCGAAGCAGCACAAACUCCAGACCUCAAAGACCCGACUCCCCACCUCUCGUACAUGCGCAACUUGCAAACCAAACAACCACCUCAAUCGCUUCUUGAUCGCUUCGGGGCUGGCUAUCAAGAUUAUCUACAGGCGCCGUUGCAGCCGCUAACUGUCAACCUCGAAAGCAUCACGUAUGAAGUCUUUGAGAAAGACCCGAUCAAGUAUGCGUGGUACGAGCGCGCCAUCGCCCGCGCCUUGCACGACUGGAUUGAACAAGGAAAACCGACCUCCAACCCGGACGGACGCGUUGUUGUUGCUGUGGUGGGAGCGGGUCGUGGGCCACUGGUAACUCGCGCACUCAAGGCCAGUCAAGACGUCGGGGUGGAGAUUGACAUGUGGGCGCUGGAGAAGAACCCGAAUGCGUUUGUUCUUCUUCAGCGCCAUAACAAGACAACGUGGCGUGGCCGAGUGAAUUUGGUGAAGUCGGACAUGAGGACGUGGAGGGGGCCUAUUGGCGCUAGAAGUACGGCAAACCCGACUCGAAUAUACAACACCUCGCCUGACAGUGGUGAUGAUGAUGGCAACGACGGCGACGGCGACAAGCAGAAGAAAAAUGCGGAACAAAAAUCAACUGCCCAACCGACAUUCACGGGCUCACCCACCCUCGAUACGACCUACCUUCUUGCGACGAGCACCCAAACCACCACGCCAACACCGUACAAGAUCGACAUCCUGAUAAGCGAACUCUUAGGAUCCUUCGGCGACAACGAGCUUUCCCCCGAAUGCCUCGACGGGGUUCAGCACCUCCUGAACCCAGUCCAUGGAAUCUCCAUUCCGGCAUCAUACACUGCGCACAUCACGCCGAUCGCGGCGCCAAAGCUCCACGCAGACAUAUUGCAUGGAAUGGGCAGUAAUCCCAACGCGGGCGAGACGCCGUACGUGGUCAUGUUCAACGCGAUCGACUACUUGAGCACGAGGCUGUCCGCUGGUACAGAAGCCGAGCCGUCGCGCGGUCUGUCGACAGGUGCCGUUCAAAGUCAUCCAACUCCAAGCGAGAUGCAAAGUCCUACUUCACCACCCGAGACCUCAACCACAGUGGCGACGCCUUACUCGAGAGCGCACACGCGUCAACCCCAGCAACCCGUUGUUCCUCAUCCUCCAACGCCGCCAACGCCAGUCCCCGUCAUACAACAGACAUGGGCGUUCCUGCACCCAAACCCAGCCUUACCAACCCUCAGCCCGUCCACCAUCGGCACAACGACGACAGAACUCUCCCUCACCAACAGCCACAACGCCCGCUCAUGCCAGCUGACCUUCCCGAUCCCGCACCGGGGCACGUGCCACGGCCUGGCGGGCUACUUCGAGACCGUGCUCUACAAGGGCGUCGAGUUGUCGACGAAUCCCGACACCAUGGACCAAAAGAGCGAGGGCAUGAUCAGUUGGUUUCCGAUAUUUUUCCCGCUGAAGACACCGCUCUUCCUCCCCGACAACUCGGAAAUCAGCCUGACAAUGUGGCGCAAGACGGACGACCGCAAAGUCUGGUACGAGUGGCUUGUCGACGUCUAUCUCUACGUCCCUUCCUCUUCGUCGCCCCAGACCGCUCAUGCGGCGCAGCAGCAGCAACCGCUGGGACAAGCUCAGAGCAUGAAUCUCGACGGCAGCAGCGGUGGUGGCGCUGGCGGCGACAACAACAACAACAACAGUAAGGGGAAGAGGAAAGGCCUCCCGGCAUCGGCACUCAUGACACCGCCAGCACCGCCAGCACCGCCAGCACUACAUCUAUCGACCGGAAGCGCUUCAGCACCCACCAGUACAGAGCGAGGCACGCAACCGCCCCGCUGUGCCGCUGUCGCAAGAGGUCGCCGGGUCCGGGUCGGAGGGAGCGAGCUGCAUUCCUCGGAGAAGGAAGCCUGUUUGAUGUAA